Hordeum vulgare subsp. vulgare (domesticated barley) is the source of this 544-nucleotide messenger RNA. RefSeq lists its product as uncharacterized. The record is from RefSeq and is a predicted model, not a curated record. Bases 47 to 544 code for a protein of 165 amino acids. NCBI's taxonomy places the organism in Eukaryota, Viridiplantae, Streptophyta, Magnoliopsida, Poales, Poaceae. The transcript has a single exon.
GCCGCCGCGUCGAGUUGUACUCCGCCGCCGCCAAACCCGAGCAAAGAUGGAACUUGACACCAGCUCGCUGCAGAACCUCCGCAUCACCUCCCAUGAAGAGGAUGAGGUUUUGGAAGGCGACGACAUGGACGAUGACGGGGACGACGACGAGGACCUGCUGAUGGAAGAGCCGGAAGUGACCUUGGGUUUCCUGGAGGCGCCGGAAGACCCACUCGACCGGCAUCGUCUUCUCCCCCAACACUUCCCCGACAAAGCCGGCGGCGCCCCGGUGCGCACAGCUAUGCGCCCUGUUGCACUGCACUGCAUGCAUACUGCUCCGCUCCUGAAUUGGAUUUUGAUUCUGAUGGAUGCCCCUUAUAUCCUCAACUUCUUUUCUAACUGGAGUGAUGAGGACUGCAUGGUUUUGUGCAGGCAUGGCUUGACCCUGUCGAUUUGCCGUCAGGCGGGUCGAGCAGCUGCGGCUUCUGUGGUGACCCGCUGCGGUUCGUCCUCCAGGUUCCAUUCGUUGAUUAUUUUUUAUUUGGCCGACUCUGCUUAUCAAUAG